Podarcis muralis (Common wall lizard) is the source of this 405-nucleotide messenger RNA. Its product is annotated as IQ domain-containing protein F5-like. The record is from RefSeq and is a predicted model, not a curated record. NCBI's taxonomy places the organism in Eukaryota, Metazoa, Chordata, Lepidosauria, Squamata, Lacertidae. Gene Ontology annotation, molecular function: calmodulin binding.
AUGGGUGUGAAAGAGAAAACAACACUGAGCCAGGCUGCUAUUACCAUCCAGAAAUGGUGGCGUGGUACUCUAGUCCGCCGUAGCCUGCAACACGCCAUCGUCUGUGCAUGGUUGGUCCAGAAAUGGUGGCGCAUGAUUUCCUUCCGGAGGCGAGAAGAGAAAAGGGCAAUGGCAUUAUCGACGUACAUUUGGUCUGAGAAGGCUUCCGUCCUCUUGCAAUCAAUGUUUAAGAUGUGGCUUAUGAGAACACGGUACAAGAAGUAUCAAAGGGCAGCCCAGAUCAUCCAAAGUAACUGGCGGCACCACAGCUUCCAGAAAACCUCCGGCGCCUAUUCUCUUAGCAACCUGAAUCAGGAUGGCAUAGAUUUGAACAUUGAGAUUGUUGUUGAGUAAAGAGUCUCUGUG